AUGCCUCACAAACACACUCGGCGGGACCAAGAUGCCUCUAUCUACGACCUCCCCCCAGACCGCAUCGCCCGGCCACUGCCUACAAAACCAGCCAAGACCGAGUCGGCCAAGACGAGCACAACCAAGUCGAGCAAGGCCAAAGGAGGCAAGGGUGCCACCGCAACAAGUGCCGCCGCAAGACGGAAACGCGAGGCCAACAAGGACAGCAUCAGCGCCAGUACCAAGGCCAGCCAUGACACACCGCGCGCCUUCCGCCGGCUCAUGUCCCUGACAGGCGGCAAGCGCGUUCGACAGGGCCUGGACACGGGUGUCGUGGAGACGAAGAAGCAGAAGAAGCAGCGGUUAGCAAAAGAGCGGGCAGCAGCAGCAGCGGCAGCGGCGACGACGGCCGGGGGUGACGAUGAAGAGGCUGGCGCGCCCACAACGCAGGCGGCAGGAGCAGCAGCUGCAGCUCCUCCUCAUUCUACCUCUGCCUCUGCUUCAGAUGCUGCGCCCACCGAAGCCCUCACAAUCCGCCCUGGCGAGCGCCUGUCCGAGUUUGCCUCCCGCGUCGACGCGGCCCUGCCCCUCGCCGGUCUCGUCAAAUCGUCUACGCCCGGCGGCGCCGGCGGCAAGGACCCGCUCGGCAUCGCCAAGACGUACCGCACCAAGCAGGAGCGCAAGCUGCACAAGCUGUACGACCAGUGGCGCCUGGACGACGCGCGCAUCAAGGAGCGCGAGGCCGAGGCCCGCGAAGAGGCCGAAGAGCGCGAGGCCGAGCUCGACGAGACGCUGGGCGUUAAGUGGCGCCUCGACUUCCAGCAGGGCCUGGCGACCAAGCAGGGCGGCGGCGCCAACGGCAAGAAAAAGAAGAAGCAACUACAAACGCUGGGCGGCAGUGCCAACAACUACGGCGCGGCCGACGACGACGACGUCUGGGCCGCGUUCAACCGCAAAAAGGCCGCCGCUACCCAGAGCACCGUGCGCGCUGGCGUCCACGGCACCGUCGCCGCGCCGCCGGAGCUGACCAAGAUUGACAGCAGCAAGUUCAAGUUUGCGCAGCAGAAAAAGGCAGGCGGCGGGCAAGGCAGUGCCGAGGUGGCGGCGGCGGUGGCCCGGCUGAAGGUCGGCACGUCGGCCAAGAAGGGCGUCAACCGGCGACUGGGUGCCGUGGCCGCGGGCCGUGUCACGAAACCCGGCGAGCGGGCCCGAGGCAAGGGCACGCGGGUCCUCCCAACGUGA
Sporothrix schenckii 1099-18 is the source of this 1221-nucleotide messenger RNA. RefSeq lists its product as uncharacterized. NCBI's taxonomy places the organism in Eukaryota, Fungi, Ascomycota, Sordariomycetes, Ophiostomatales, Ophiostomataceae. Bases 1 to 1221 code for a protein of 406 amino acids. The record is from RefSeq and is a predicted model, not a curated record. The transcript has 2 exons.